Iphiclides podalirius (scarce swallowtail) is the source of this 1056-nucleotide messenger RNA. The record is from the annotation of a GenBank genome assembly. Lineage: Eukaryota; Metazoa; Arthropoda; Insecta; Lepidoptera; Papilionidae.
AUGUGUGAAGUAGCAGCUUUAGUGGCUGCCAGGGGAUAUUUGAAGGCUUCACUGACUAGGCUGCACAAGUAUAUCGCCAAAGAAGAAUAUUCAACAGCGUCAUGUUCUGAGCUUAUGGCCAAAAGGGAUCGCCUGAUCUCGGCGUUCAAGGAAUACGAGCGAUAUAACAUUGAUAUUUUGAGUAAAAACCCAGAUGAUUCUGAAAAUGUCGGCGACCAAGAAGAUAAGUACAUUUCAACAUUGGCCAGAUUGAACGAUGAAAUAUCUUCUAGGAAGAGCAGCACUGGUGACGAAGAAGAUAUGCCCAGAAAUCACACCCCCUUGGCACACACUAAGCUUCCAAGCGUGGAAAUUGUAACAUUUACCGGAAAGUAUUAUGGACCGGGACAUUCAGAAGUCCCCAACAUUGGUAGAAUUUAUAGAUUUUCUGCAAAAGAGAGCUUUGGCACUGGAAACCGUGGACGCCAAUGGAAACCAACGGCAUCCCUCUUCGAGCAACUCUGUCAGGGCAGUCGGUGUAAGGGCCUCGGUAAAUGUGUCUACCUCUGCAGCACAUUCUCAUCCAUGUCCAUACUAUCCUCCUGCCUGAAAAAAAGCUGCAUACAGUGGAUGCUGCUAGCUCCAACUCAGCUCCGUGUAUUAUCAACACGCAAUUUGAACAUCCUGUGGAGAGAGAAUCCCAACACCGAGAUCAGAUGCAUCCAGCUGACGACGGUCACCUAUGGUCUAAAAAGCUCCAGUUUCCUCGCUACACGGUGUCUGGAUGAGUUGGCAACUGUGACGCAGCUGAAUGCUUAUGUAGCUAACAGAAUCCAAGUUGUGGCGCAGUUAACUGCCGGUUGGACUUGGCACUACGUCAGUACGAGCGACAACCCUGCGGAUCUCAUCACGCGCGGCGUGAGUCCCCAGGAGCUUGCAGACAACAUGCUCUGGUGGACAGGGCCCUUAUUCCUGCAAAACGAUAAGUUAAAGGCUGAAUCAUCGAAGCAGUUAAUGGGUUCCUUGCCGACACAAAGAGUUACACAAGCACAUCCAUUUGAUAAAGUCGUCAAGACC